Molecule: messenger RNA, 2972 nt
Organism: Phycodurus eques (leafy seadragon)
Lineage: Eukaryota; Metazoa; Chordata; Actinopteri; Syngnathiformes; Syngnathidae
Gene: flvcr2a
Product: FLVCR choline and putative heme transporter 2a
Exons: 12
Coding region: 97-1635 (512 amino acids)
Biological process (GO): transmembrane transport; heme export
Cellular component (GO): membrane
Molecular function (GO): heme binding; heme transmembrane transporter activity
Source: RefSeq, a predicted model, not a curated record
AACUCGGCGCUAGUGUAUGUUACAGUAUGUCAGGCGAAAUGAAACAAUACUGGCGCUCGAGUUGAUCGCAAAGGCCUGAAAGAGGAGGGGUGCAACAUGAGCAGUCAGGAGGAGCUCUGUCAUGACUGGAUGGACAGCCAUGAUGGAUCUUCUCCACCUAGAAAAGCCAGAACCAGUUUCGGAGGGUUCCGUCACCAUCUCUCUCUGGGAGACUGCAGCCUCAAAUCGGACCCUUCUGUCCAGGAAACCACAGAGCUCUUCCCGCUCAUGGAGACCAAACUGUACAAGCGGCGUUGGGUUAUGCUCUUCCUCUUUUGCGUCUAUUCCAUGAGCAACGCCAUGAUGUGGCUGCAAUAUGGCAUCAUCAGCAACAUCUUCAUGCACUUUUAUGGUAUCGAUGACCUGGCAAUCAACUGGCUGUCUAUGAUUUAUUUCGUCACCUACAUCCCUCUCAUCGUGCCUGUCACGUGGCUGCUGGACAACCGAGGCCUCAGGGAGGUCGUCGUGGUGGGAUCCGCCUUCAACUGCAUCGGCGCUUGGAUCAAAACGAGCACGGCUCACCCCGACUUGUUUGCUGUGGCCUUCGUCGGACAGUUUGUGUGUUCAGUGGGGUCUGUUUUCCUCCUUGGCAUGCCAUCCAAACUAGCUUCUCUGUGGUUUGGGCAACAGGAGGUGUCCAUGGCCUGUUCUCUUGGCGUUCUGGGAAGCCAGAUGGGCAUUGCGAUUGGGUUUCUGAUCCCCCCCAUCCUCGUGCCUAAUGUUGACAAUGUGGAGGAGCUGGCACACCACAUCAAGAUCAUGUUCUACAUCAGCGCUGGUGUGGCCACCAUCAUUUUCAUCCUUGUGAUCAUUGUGUUCCAAGAGAAACCAGAGCUCCCUCCCACGCAGGCCCAGGCUCAGGCCAGGUGCAUCCCUCCAGAGAGCUACUCCUAUCUGGCUUCAAUUUGGAGGCUGCUGCGCAACAAGCCUUUCAUGCUGCUGGUGGUCAGCUAUGGACUGAAUGUUGGCUGCUUUUAUGCUGUGUCCACACUUCUGAACCGAAUGAUCAUUGAACACUAUCCUGGUGAGGAGGUGAAUGCAGGUCGGAUUGGGUUGACCAUUGUCAUUGCAGGCAUGGUGGGAUCACUCAUCUGUGGAAUUUGGCUGGACAAGACUAAAACCUACAAACAGACCACGCUGGUCGUAUAUGUGCUGUCCCUGAUUGGGAUGCUGGUGUACGCCUCCACGCUCAACCUGGGCCACCUAUGGGUAGUGUUUGUCACAAGUGGAGUUUUAGGCUUCUUCAUGACAGGAUACCUUCCUUUGGGCUUUGAAUUUGCAGUAGAGCUCACCUAUCCAGAAUCAGAGGGAACCUCAUCUGGUCUCCUCAACUGUUCAGCUCAGAUCUUUGGAAUCAUCUUCACCAUCGCCCAGGGAAAGAUUAUUGACCGAUGGGGCACUUUGGCAGGAAACAUUUUCCUGUGUAUAUUCCUUUUAAUAGGAGCUAUCAUGACUGGAUUCAUUAAGUCCAACCUCCGGAGGCAAAAGGCCAACCUACAGGCUGGUGGGCAAUCAGUGAGUCCUGCAGGCUCAGAGGCAUCGGUUCAGGACUACGGGGGCACAUCUUGCAGCAACCCCUGGCAGCGGCAGUCCUGAUAUAUACUUACAAGAUCACUAAAAACCAAAACCCACACCUGCCAAGGACAUGACCACUGUUCUAGAUGAAAGCCUACCAACUCGGAAAUCCCAAAAGAAGGACUUUUAAGUAGGAAUACAGGAAGAAAUGGGAUGCAUUCCAGUGUGAAAGCCUUGGCGAGGAUGAUUGGUGGCUGUACCAACCAAGUAAACUUCAACGGCUGUGCCAUAAGGACACCAAACUGUAGACGCAACAUACAUCCUCAUACAGAUCCAAAAAUAAGCACAAGAACAAUGCACUUAGAACCUCUUUGUUUAUAGCUUAAACAUCAAGUGACGUAUGACCUUUUCAUGUCCUCUAACGUCAAACUUUUCAACCCAGUGCUCUACUACUACAACUACUACUAUUACAGAACUUCUGUCAGUCAUCAAUAUUAUAACUCCGUUCAAGCUUUACUUUGCAGAAGCAUUUUUAGAACAUCAAGAGCACUGUGAUGUGUUUUAACAUCAUGGCAGCUGGAAGGUUUUCUGCUUGUCAUUCCGGAUCCCGGGGCAGUAUUACCAACCAAUUCAACUGACUGCAAUAACAGUUGAUGCUGUGCGACUUGUGUACACUUUGGAAGGUCAGUUUUGUCACCCCCCUGACCUGGCAGACAUAAAACUUUUUCAUUUAUUCAUUUUCUGUACUGCUUAUCCUCACUAAGGUUGCGGGCGUGCUAGGCCCUAUCCAAGCUAUCUUUGGGCUAGAGGUGACCCCGAACUGGUCGACAGCCAAUUGCAGGGCACAAGUAAACAAACAGUAAUUCGCACUCACAUUCACAACUACGGGCAAUUUAGAGUCUCCAAUUAACCUACCACGCAUGCUUUUGGGAUGUGGGAGGAAAUCGGAGUAGCUGGAGAAAACCAACGCAGGCACGGGGAGAACAUGCAAACUCCACACAGGCGAGGCCGGAUUUGAACCCGGGUCCUCAGAACUGUGAGGCAGAUAUGCUAACCAGUCGUCACCGUGCCACCCACAUUGAAACUUGAGGAUUGAUAUUUGGAUCAUUAUGAAAGAAGAGGAGAUGAAUUGAAUCAGCUAUUUUGCACAAGAAAAACACCAAAUAUUUUACUAAUUAAAAAUAUGCUUUGCUUGUAAACUCAUUACAGAGAAAUGCAUAGUUUGUGAUACUUAUUUCAGUUUAUAUGUUGGGGAUUUUUGUCUUGUGGAUUCUCUGUUACAGAUUAUGUGAUUGGUGGAGUUGCUAAUUUAUCAUUUUAUGGAAUUAUAGGUCUUUGAAAAAAGCUGUGAACGAGAUUUCACUCCUUGAUAAUUCAAACACAUUAAAUAAAUUAUUCCUAUUGGGGACCUCAUAUGA